AUGGCAUCGGUCUCCUGGCAAGUUGUGGCCGCAGUUUCGGAAGAAGAUGGCAAGCAAAGACAUGCCAAGGCAUCAUUUGCCAGCGUUGAUCUCUUGAUUGGAGACCGCACCGUCAACUACAGUGGCCCCGUCGCUCUGCAACGAUUCGGCAACCAUUCGCUCUUCCGAAUUGUAGUUCUCAAUGAACAGGGGACAAGAAACACGGUGACGCUCAACUUGCCACCUGAUGUCAAAUGGAUUGUGGAGUCGCCCAAGAAAGUGAUUAGUCCAAUCACAAGAACCAAGGCAAUCAAGAGUGUUGUGCGUUUGCCAGUGGGCAAUCCAGAAGGUUUCGAGAAAGUGACAAUCACUAUGAUCUGGAAUGGAGAGCAAGGAAGCUCGAAUGUCUUUGCCCAGGCCAUGAUCUUUGCUUCCAGUGUUGUGGUGGAGGCAAUCACACCAGCGGUUUCACCAUGA
Messenger RNA from Seminavis robusta, 456 nucleotides. The record is from the annotation of a GenBank genome assembly. NCBI's taxonomy places the organism in Eukaryota, Bacillariophyta, Bacillariophyceae, Naviculales, Naviculaceae.